Cucurbita maxima (winter squash) is the source of this 3515-nucleotide messenger RNA. Its product is annotated as E3 ubiquitin-protein ligase HOS1-like. NCBI's taxonomy places the organism in Eukaryota, Viridiplantae, Streptophyta, Magnoliopsida, Cucurbitales, Cucurbitaceae. The transcript has 10 exons. Gene Ontology annotation, biological process: protein ubiquitination. The record is from RefSeq and is a predicted model, not a curated record. Gene Ontology annotation, molecular function: ubiquitin-protein transferase activity. Bases 171 to 3038 code for a protein of 955 amino acids.
CUCCCCCGUUGGAGAAGCUUUUCAAUUUUCCUGUAUGCGGAACUUGGAAGCUUCAAAACCUUCAAACAUCUAUAAUGGCGUCCUCCAUUGACAAGCCCUAGCUUCAACUUCUUCACUAUCAUUCUUUGUCCUCAACGUUCGGGGAUAUUGUUUGCUUCUUCUCCCUCUCAAUGGACAGGCAAAUCGACGGUCACGCCGUUCCUUCGACAUAUACUAAUGGCAGGGCUGCUUCAGCCUCCACUUCUUCGUCUCUGCGACCUGAUUACAGUAGUCGAGCAGUACAGGAAGCGCUGAAACAUUUGGCAUCUAUUGAUCUGAUCGAGUUAUGCAAUGAAGCAAAAGUUGAGCAUUGUCGAGCUACAAGAGACUUGAGAAGCUGUGGACGGGAUGUUCAGUUUGUGUCGAAUUCAUGUGGGCAUGCCUCUCUGUGUGAAGAAUGUUGCCAACGGUGUGAUAUUUGUCCAAUAUGCCGAGUCCCAGUUCCAAAAACCAGUGCUAGAAUACGUCUUCGUCUCUUUUAUGAGUGUGUUGAAGCUGGUCUCAUUCCCAAGAAUUCCAAGCAGAAUCCUCCUGAGGAAGAUGGGGAGAAUAGAAUAACUACAGAUGUUCAACGCUUGUACUCCUUAUUUGAUAUUGCGCUGGAAAACAACUUAGUUUCUUUAAUCUGUCACUAUGUUACAGAUGUUUGUAUGGAUGAGAGUGCUGUAUCAAGUGAUCCUGUAAUUGCAUUUUUGUUGGAUGAAGUGGUUGUGAAGGAUUGGUGUAAGCGGGCCUCCAGGAAUAUUAUUACAGAACUUCAAGUAAUAUAUAACUCUGGUGUAGAGGGAAUGAGGUCUAGGAUGAGCCUACUACUUAAGUUUUCGGUGCUGCUUGCUGGCAUAUCCAAUGUGCUAGAAGUGUUAGACUCAUCAUUUAGAAGCUCUCAUUCAGCACAGCUUGAGGACCUGCACAAUCUUCAUGAGGGCAUAUUGAAGAUCAAGCAGCACAUGGAGAUUAUGAUGUGGUGCAUAAGGCAUCAGUUUUUGGAGAAUGUCAGGUCCCGCCAUUCUAGCUUCACAUCAUGGCUUACUGCUGUUCGUGAAAGGAAAUCUGCUGCCAUCCGGCAAUCAUGGCCUGAUGCUUUAGAUGACUCUGCUGAUUCCAUUGGACUGGAUGGAUCUCUCUUCAUCGAGGAUGCACUGGGGAAUCUUGAUAUAGAGCAGUGGUUCUCCCUAGAUGUAGUGGAUGGUUUAGAAAUUGCAUCUCUGGAAAAUGAUGGGGCCCCAGUAAUCUUCAGAUCUAAGAUUGGGGGGAGUUCAGGAUGCUACCCAUUUGAAAAUCUUCGAGUUGCUGUUGACGUCCUCUUUCUUCGUGGAAGUUCUGAUGUAUUGGUUGCAAAGAAAGCAAUUCUUUUGUAUUACUUGUUUGACCGCCAUUGGACAAUGCCUGACGAGAAAUGGAGACAUAUUAUUGAGGAUUUUGCAGCCUCUUUUAGUAUAACACGGCAUUCUUUAUUAGAAUCCUUUGUCUUUUAUCUUCUAGAUGAUCAUACAGAUGAAGCUCUGCAGGAAGCCUGCCGUCUUCUUCCUCACAUUUCAGGCCCAGCGACACAUCCUAAGAUUGCUCAAGUUUUGUUAGAACGGAAAAAUCCUGAUACAGCUCUUAUGGUUUUGAGGUGGUCAGGACAUGACAGUAUGUCAGUCCCAGUUUCACUUGUGGAAGCUGUAACUGGUGUCCGGGUGAGAGUGGAAUGUGCACUCCUGACCGAAGCAUUUAUGUACCAGAAAAUGGUCUGCAAUAGGGUAAGAGAGAGGAAAAAGUAUGAAGAACAUGAAGAUGCAUUUGGUAAUGCUCAAAGCAAAGUUAAAAGCUGGGAGGAUUGGAUGAAAAUAUUGGUGACUGAAAUUUGUUUUCUUUGUAUCCGUCGAAACUUUGUGGAUAGAAUGAUUGAGUUACCAUGGAGUUCUAAUGAGGAAAAGCAUCUCCACAAGUGCUUGCUGGAGUGGUCCACUGCACAUCCAUCAUCCACUAUUGGAAGUCUCCUAUUCGUGUACUAUCUUCAGAGGUUUCGAUAUCUUGAGGCCUACCAAGUAAACCUCUUGCUUCAGAAAGCAGAACAAGGCUAUCUUUCUGAAAAUUCUGUUCAUGAAGAUGUUUUAUCCAGGAUGAAAUUGACUAGUCACUGGCGAGCAGGAUUGGUUGAUAAAUUCAUGGAGUUGCUACCAGAAGUCCAACAGCUGGAAAUAAAAUCUGGGAAGUUGCCCACGGUCGAUGUUAAUUCCGAAGUGGAAUCGUUAUCAGAUGCUGAUCCAUCUGGGGUCCAGGAGCAGCAGUUAAGUGGUAUAUUGAUCCCCUCAACUAAUAUGUCUACUGUAUCACAACAGAGAAACGACAGUCAAUUUAUCCUCAAACCCCCAGUUUUCGAAACUCCAGGAAGGCUAGGUGGGACAUUGAAUCAUAACAUCGCAAAGUUUGGCUCGCCAUCGGUUCACAAAAGGCUAUUUAGUAGUAAGGAAAGAGUACCAAAGAUAGGAAAUAGCCUACACAAGAGUGUAGAUUUUCAGGACAUGUUUAGUUCCGGAUUCCAUCAAGCAAGUGCUAUGAAUAUUUCCCCCUCAGAAGAAGCCACGAGAAGUUCAAGGCUCCUUCCAAAUAGUCAUGAGAAACUCUCACUGGAUAAAGAGCAAAAUGGAAUUACUAACCAAGUUCGGAAUACCUCUCCAUAUUCCCGUAGGAUAACUGCUAACCCUACAUAUAAUACACCCAACCGCAAGUUCGGUUUAUUAGAUGUUCCUUCAAGGGGAGUGCAGGAAAAUGGAUCUACUAAAGAUAAUGGAACUUGGAACAUCUCUUCUUUAGAUGAUCCAAUGGACAUUUCGAGUCAUGGAGGAGGACGAGAUUCUGCAGCUGAUAUUCAAUAUUCGAAUGGUGCUCCAAGAUGGAGGUCUGAUGAAGCAAGCGACGAGGAGGAAGCAAGUCCUGAUAGAGUUCCAAGCAGAGUAGGUCACAGAGCUACCCUAAGCGGUAGUAGUAGAAGAACAAGGUUAACCAAGAGAUAAUGACCGUCGUGUUCAUCGAACAACUCAAGAUAAUGCAUUUUAUGCAAUGUGGCUAGCUUGGAAUCGGUUCAAAGACCAUGAGAGUUGCAAACCUUACCACCUCCAAAUACUCUUGGCUAGGGUAGGAGGACGCAGUGGCUUGAAUUUGCUGCUUCCAUGAGACAUCGAAUAAUCAUUUACAGCCAAAAGCUUCACGUUGCGAAGCUCGGAAAGGAACGAGGAACUCAUUUGAGGUUUGCUGUUUGCUUCCCUUCACUCUCUAUUUUUCAUGUGAAUUUUUGUAUUUUAAAUGUCAAUAUCAAUUGCUUGAUAAUUUUGAUGAAAUGAGUGUGUUUGAUCAGGCCAGCAACGGGUGAGAUUGGUUGAAAAUAUUUAUUGUAAUGCCUCUUUUUUCCAUUGCGAAUAUUGAUAGAGAACUAAUUUAUGUGAGGUAAGAGUAGGACUCCCUCAAUUUUGAUAUCUAUGUUUUAGUGCAAA